Molecule: messenger RNA, 552 nt
Organism: Phoenix dactylifera (date palm)
Lineage: Eukaryota; Viridiplantae; Streptophyta; Magnoliopsida; Arecales; Arecaceae
Product: arabinogalactan protein 41-like
Source: RefSeq, a predicted model, not a curated record
CCUUUCUUCCCGAGAGCUCGGUGGGAAAAGAAAAGCAACGAGGGCUUCGCGGAAAUCUCUCUUUCUCCUCCUCGCGGCGGAGGGCUUCCUCUCUUCGUCGAACGGGGGAGAGAGAGAUCGACGGUCAGUUAAUUGGUUUUCCUUCCUUUACUAUCUAAUCGAGAUGGCACCGAUCUCUAGGGUUUCGUUCUCCGUAGCCGUCGCGGCUCUCGUCUUCGCCGUCGUCUUCCCGGCCGUCCAGGCUCAGGCCCCGGCCCCGGCGCCGACCAGCGAUGGAACAGCUAUCGACCAAGGUAUUGCCUAUGUGCUGAUGUUUCUGGCCCUGGUCCUCACCUACCUCAUCCACCCCUUGGAUGCCUCCUCUCCCUACAAACUCUUCUGAGCCUGCUGCAGGGCUGGAUUCAUAGUGAGCGAGGGGAGAGGGUGAGGGAAUCUGGUUGUUGAAAUGCUUGAUAGAUGUAUGGGAAUGCAUCAUGUUGUGUUAUGUGGAUUUGUGGUUGGAUAACUUUUAGUGGUAUCAUCAGGAUUUUACCAUCCCCUCUUUGCCCCUUA